AUGUCAAUUGGUAUAAAACCUGAGAAACAUCAGACAGGUACCCUCAUAAAUGACCGAUACAUUCUUACGAGUGCCACACAACUCUUUGGGUAUUUUCCCGCCAAAUUUUUUUUACCUAACCACUCGCCUGAAAAUCGGCAAAAUAUCCAAUCGAAUCAAAAAAUAUUUAAAUUACUCACCUUAACAGAAUCCACGUAUAAUGGCGAAGUAGGUACAGUAGCCUCAUGGUUUUCUGCUCCAUCUCUACCAAUUUCUACAGACACCUCUUCCACAACUUUCGUACCAAAUUAUUCAAGAAAUGGCGCUACUACGAAAAGUAUUACGAAUUUUGAUGUUUUCUGUAUUCCACGCAAAAUUGGACUUCCAAUUCAAAUAGGGGGUGAGUGCAAAUUUCUUGCCCGAUUCAAUGAGGGAUGUAUUGGAGUGAGUGGAGUUGCAAACUAUCACCUCUGCCAAGGAGAUACAGGAUCAGGAAUUUUCGUUCAAAACUACAAAGGAUAUUACGAGUUGGUCGGAAUUUUAUCCAAUAAACAAUGGUGUAGUGGUGAAGGUUCUUUUUGGAUAUCGGGAGAAACUACCAAAACAACACCAACUACAACAAGGAUUACAUCUGAAGGAAUAACAGAGACGAUGACUACAGAACAACAAACAGAUGAAAAUGAGGAAGACCAAAUGCGGAUUGCUCGUGGUUUUGAUACUCUUAAUUACUUAUUUGGUUUUCCUAUAUUUGUCAAAGUCUCUGAUGAACUUGAGUGGAUUUUAAUGAAUACCAGGGAUGCUUUGUAUUGUCAUAAAAUCUAAUAUAAAUUGUAUGAUAUAAAACAAUAUAAAAUAUGAUCUGUUUCGUACAAAU
Phlebotomus papatasi is the source of this 853-nucleotide messenger RNA. RefSeq lists its product as uncharacterized. The record is from RefSeq and is a predicted model, not a curated record. NCBI's taxonomy places the organism in Eukaryota, Metazoa, Arthropoda, Insecta, Diptera, Psychodidae. The coding region runs from base 1 to 801 and encodes 266 amino acids. The transcript has 3 exons.